CUGCAGCCGGACCGCACCUAUGACCUGAUCAUCCACCCCCCCACGACCUCCUACUUCCUGCUUGCGGCCGCUGGCAUCGAGAAGGGCGCGUCACAGCCCGGGCACGAGGAAGCGGGGCUGGUGUCGUUGGCGCAGCUCUAUGAGAUCGCGCAGGUGAAGAUUGAGGACCCCGGGUUCAAGCUGCGUGGGAAGGGCCUGGAGGAUGUAGUGCGCUCGCUGAUGGGCUCAGCCCGCUCCCUCGGCCUGCGCGUCGUGCCCCAGCUCACCGUGGAGGAGUGCACCACCUUCCGCCAGCGCCGGGCAGACGAGCUGGCAGCCCAGGCCGCGGCCCUGAAGGAGGCUGAGGCUGCGGCUGCGGCUGCCAAGUGACUGCUCGGACCCCUGGGUUCUCCGCCAGGUUGCAGGGCCUGGGAACUGGGGGACCUGGAGUCUCCCCUGGCUCUGGGAGUGCCAGUGCAAGCCCUGUCCCCCUUGGCCUGGCUGGUCAGUGGUGAAGCUGAUAAAAUAAACGCUUGAGACCUUC
Molecule: messenger RNA, 523 nt
Organism: Alligator sinensis (Chinese alligator)
Lineage: Eukaryota; Metazoa; Chordata; Crocodylia; Alligatoridae
Gene: MRPL11
Product: mitochondrial ribosomal protein L11
Exons: 3
Biological process (GO): translation
Cellular component (GO): ribosome; mitochondrial large ribosomal subunit
Molecular function (GO): structural constituent of ribosome; large ribosomal subunit rRNA binding
Source: RefSeq, a predicted model, not a curated record